GUCCCUGUUCCGUACGCCAUUGAGGAUUCUCAGGACCCUGAGGACGUGGAUCUUCUCGCUGAGGCAGACGCUUGGGCGGUGCUAGCUCCAGAUCUUACCGACCCUCACAUAGCUGCUUUGCUACAGGGGGUGAGGGAUCUUAGUUUAGACCCAGGUGUGGUAGAACCUGAACCUGAAGUGAAUCCUGCUGCCAGCGAAUCUUCGAGCAGUGAAUCGGAGAGUGUCUCUGUGGGUUCAGCGGAGACCGACAUCCGCUGGUACGCUGUCUGGCAGGUUCCCAAACCAGAAGGGGGACUGCCGGUCAUUGGCAUUCACACCAGUGUGGGGCCGUUGGCUUACAGGCGGAUUCUUGAGGCAAACAGGAACGAGUUUAGUAGCAUUCGUUUCCAAAGAGCUGAUAACCGAGCUGCUGCUCAGGCCCUGUUUAGAUCUGAGGCUGCUAUCCAUCAGGUGGACCCAGAGCUUGCCGAGCGCAUCAUUCGAUGGUCGUGUGAGACCAACGAGGAGGCUGCCAGACUUUUUUCUCAUUACGAGUGUGAAGGAUGCCACUUCAUGCUGGUGCAGGGACAGCAGUCCCAGAUGAGGGAACAGUGCAGCCAUGCCAUGAGAGGCUUGGAAGUGGCAGCCGGCUCAGUGAAGGCAGCCGGCCUGGUGGCCUUGCAGCAGGACGAUCUGAACUAUGCUACAGCUUCAGAGGAUAUUUCUGCCGGGGCCCAGGCUUCUGCAGGGAUAACGCCGCAAGCCCUUGUGGAGGAUUCAUCGGAAGAGGAUCCCGACGAGGAGGACGGGAGCGCAGACGAGAUCAUGCAACUGCUCCGCAAGGCGAAGAAGGCCGCUCCAGGUGUGGCUACAAGUUCCGAAAAGCCCAAGUCAGGCAUUUUGAAGAAAAGCAGUCGCUAUGCGCUUCUGACAGCGGGAAAAAGCAACGAAAAGUUGGCUUCAUCCAAUGGCAUCGAGACUUUAUUGCAGCAGGCCAUCAACUCAGGCCAACCGGAGCUUGCAAGUCAAAGUCUGAAUGCCAUGGUGUCAAUGGAGCUGCUAAAAGUUCUCAGAGGGAAGUCGGGAAAGAAGAGCAGUUCAAGUGCUUUGGCGCCCGACGAGCAAGAAGACAGCGAUGCCAGCAGCCGGAUUCGACCAGCAGCACGGGAAAGCGAGGUGGUGCGAGUCGAGUACCAUCUGGGAGCCAGUGCCGAGACGGCAUACAAUUUGUCGGACUUCACCCGCAAACUGAAUUGGGGCAAUCAGAGAACGUUGCUUCGGGUCCAUUUUGCUUUGUCCGAGAUUUUGCAGACGCUCCUGAAAAACCAGCCAGAGCAAGCGGCAUUGGAGUUGGUGCAAUUGCUCCGGGCGGUGCGCCAGACCAACCUGGAUCGUGGAUCUUGGAGAGCGAGCUGGCUGCUUCUGAGGUAUGCGGACCCCAUCGAGACACCGAAGUUUGGGGGGGAGCCGCAGGACCUGGAGAGAGUUGCUGGAUAUCUCAAUGCGUUGCAGAAGCUGGAAAAGAGGGCAAAGGGCCUCGGGAAAGGCGAUCAAGAAGAAGGCGGAGGAAAAGGAAAAAAGGGAAAACAGAACCCGAAGAAGCAGGCGGAGGAAUUUGAAUCCAUGCCAGACCUGGUGCCAAUUCCAGGUACACCGCCGGGCGACUGCCGUGCAUGCCACAAAGUAGAUCCGAAAGACUGGCCAAAUUUGUUGCGCAAACUGCACAAGUCCGGAAUGAUCGGCUUUGUCCCGGAACAUGUAUCCAAUUUAUGGGUGGACACUCACAGCAAUCCAGCCGACUAUCCAUCAAGGUUUAAGCCCAUUCCUGCACCUGACGUUUCCCAGUCUGAUGGAUUGCUUGAUGCGGCUAUUGACACACACACUGCGGAUGAAAAUGCAAGCCGCGGCAAUGGCCAGCCUGAGAACGUAAUCUUCCAGGUCUCCGUGACUUGUCGAGACUCUGCCAUUGCCGCUCGAGACAUGUACACGCAGCGGCGGAUUGAGACGUCUUCAGCUGCUUUCAGACUCAGUAGGUUUUCGAAGCCUUACCGCCAGCGGCUUUUGGCGGGACUACAAGAUUUGGAUGGUUUCUGUCGCGAACAGGGUCCUUGUUCACUGGCCGCUCUGCUGGGAAAUUUGAAUAGCGCUGAUGAAGUGCUUUCACUAUACGUCAUGCAACGUCACAGCAGUUUGAAGCCGAAGCAGCUGUAUGUGGUGAAGCAUGCUUUACUCUGCUGUCAACAUGUGCAGCCCAAACUGAAGGGCAGGAUCAACACAGCUUGGGAAAACCUUCGAGUCUGGGAGGAGCAGAGAACGAGCUCUCUUCGUCCACCCUUACCUAUUCCCUUGUGGCUUUUGAUGAUAGGCUUGUCCAGAGCUCACUCUUCUGUGAAUGAAUCGAUGCUGGAACAGAAAAGAUGGCGAGUUUUUGCCACCUUGCUGGAGAUAGGGGUUCUCUGCAUGCUGAGGCCGGGUGAGUUGCUGAAGUUGAAACAUACGGACAUUUCCCUGCCAGGGAGCUUCACCUUCAGUCAACCUUUUGCUGCUAUUCGGGUGGCCAACCCUAAGAACCGAAGGCAGUUUGGUGUAGAUCAGUUUGUGCUGGUUAGGAACCCUUGUACAGUCCAGAGAUUGCGAGAAGUGGUUGAGGAGCGAAAUGACUGCGCUCUGUGGAAAGGAGGUCGUGCUCUCUUCAGCAGGAUGUUCAAACAGAUAUGCAAAGAACUGCGCAUCUUGGACUGCCACUUCACCCCGGCCAGUCUCAGGUGUCAGAAAGUGCUUCAAGCUCGUUUAUUGCUGACUGGUGCGCCAGAUAUGCAUUCUAUGAGGGCUAGACACGGUCGCCGUGUAAUAGCUGGAGGGGCCUUUAAAGGAUCCACCUUUGAGGACCUGUCACAUGACCAGUUGGUGAGAGCUUCAAAGAGAUAUCCAGGUGACCCAAAACUGCAAAAGUAUGCUAAAGCUGUGGUAGCUGCCAGAGAACUUGAUGGAGGAGCCGAUCCUUUACCCUGCAAACCACUCAUGCUGCGGGAUGGAACCGUUUCUUCACCUGAAGAGAAAAAACCCUGGACCAUCAAAUCUUUUCUCUGGGAGAUGUUUCGCACACUGACGCUGAACAGAGCAGUUUUGAUUGUUGUCAUUUGUGUAGCGCUGAUGUUUUUACUGAAACCUACGCUGGCCACGGCUUGUACAAAGGUUUUCGUACGUAUCCUGCGACUGGCUUUACGGAGACUCACUGGAUUUUUACUGCUGAUUUUAGAAAGUUUGUUGGAUGAAAUCGUCUACCAGAUUGAAUACACCAUGCGACAAGCCUUGCCGCAUGCGCUGGAUUUGGAGCAAUUUACAACUGCUCCCAUCCAAUUUAUUUCCCACCUUUUAUCAGCAAUCACUGGUGCAGUCAUAUCCUCCAUUGCCACCUACAUUGGCAAUCGUGUGGCGGGGUGGGGGGAGUAUGGGCUCCUGAAUGAGAAACUUGAGGUGUUGCUGGGUGAAGGGUUUCUUGUUGGCAGGGCAUUAUCGUCAUGGAAGGGUUUCUUUCGACAUGGUGGCGGGUUUCUGCGGGCUUCUGGAGUGCAGGGUUUGCGUAGGGGAUCAUCUUCAUGGAAGGCUUUCUUUCGACAUGGUGGCGGGUUUCUGCGGGCUGCUGGAGUGCAGGGUUUGCUUAGGAACAAGGGUAAUGUCCACCACGUGGAAUCAAAGAGCACGCAGACACACUUUUGGGUGAUGCGUGCCCAAGCGACGGACACUGUCACAGCUGCAAAUGCCAUAGUUUCCAUUCCACUGGCAGAAGAGAUGGUCCAUCUGCUUUUGCUUGGUGGCACGGAUUUGCAAACGGCCUUGCAAAACGGACAGGUCUUGCAGACAAACAAGCUCAGCACCACAAAUUUGGAAUUGCUCUUCCACUACCAUUGUGUCGUCAUUCAGGGCCAGCUGCCAAGCACCUACUUCCGGAGAUGCUAUGCUCGCGGGCCGAACGGUGGCAGAAAGAUCUGCACAUGCGCGAACUUCGCCCAAAGAGGCAAUUGUGCGCACAUCUGGUACAUAGCUGCAUUGCAGGGAGAGAUCGACCUGGCGGCGGUUCCUAGCAAGGCGAAGCCUGGCAGAAAACGUUGCCAGGCUGUCAGUCAGUGCUUCCGGCCGAGGAGCGACGAAGGAAGCCAAGAAGCGGCGGCACGCAUGAAACGCACCCGAAGCAAAAACGACAGUAGCUGCUUCGAGCAGACGUUCGCAGCUCGUUCCGUGGCUUUGCUGCCCUCAUGGAGGAUUUUCACAGCAUGCCACACAUCGAGCAUUUGCACGACAAGCUUCUUCACGCCUGGCUUGUGUACACGGCUGUCCUACAACUGCAAGAGUUGCAUUGGGAAGAGUUGCGUAGCAUCCCUUUUUGCUUUCAGAGACGCAAUGUGGAUCUCCGCUGUGAAACGUUGGGUGCAUUGUAUCUUCCGCUCCAACGCAGAUUCUUGCAGGAUUUUGCGCAGGACCAUGGCUGCGUUACGUGUGCUCGCUUCCCGCUUCUUGCCUUUGACGGGAAGGUCAACAGAGCAGCCGCCAUAUCCAAGACCAAGCUGGAAUGCUUUCGGGGCUGAAGCGUGCCCGCAGCAAGCUUGCGGAGCUAGAGUGCUGUCAAUGUGGGACCAGCAUCGUGAAGGAUGCGCCCAUUUGGCGUUGCGAAUUGGGCUGUGCGUUUGGCACCUAUGUCACGACUGCGCCGUGGCAACCAUUCCGGCCGAGACGCCUUGCGAACCAGACCAAGUGCCUGUGGUCCCCAUAGCCUCAGAUGACUUCCGUCUUGUUCAGCAUGAUGGCGAAGCUUAUCCUCAUGUCGCAGCGGAUGCUAGGCUAAAGAGCGAGGCCUUGACAAGUAUCUUUUGCUUCAGGAUUGCACAAGGGACGAAAGUGUAUAAUCUGCUUGACAGCAGGCGUUGCAGAGGCUCAAGCACCGGGCGGAGAGGGCAAGAUGUGAUUGGCGCUGAGAAGCAGGUCCAAAAGAAGCCCCACGCGGACAGCUUGAAGCGAGCAG
Molecule: messenger RNA, 4999 nt
Organism: Cladocopium goreaui
Lineage: Eukaryota; Dinophyceae; Suessiales; Symbiodiniaceae
Source: the annotation of a GenBank genome assembly